GAAAAUGAAACCUGGAGGGGGCCAGGGGCUAUCCCCAGGGAUGAAUCAGCUGGAAAGCAGCUCAGGAAGGAUGUGACAGUGCAGCUGCUGGCUCCUCACUGAGCUGAGAGCAGCUGAGGGAGGAGGAAGAGGAGGAGGAGGAGGAGGAGGAGAGCAGGGCUGCUGUCUCAGGUUUCCAUGCACUGCACGUGUGGGUGGUGCGAGCUGAGGCUGCUCCAGCCACCGAGCGAGCUGGGAGCAUGGGGCAGGUGGCUUGGAAGGCUUUAUUUCUGUCUCUCUUCGAUUAUAAAACCGAGAAAUACGUCAUUGCCAAGAACAAGAAGGUUGGGGUCCUCUACCGAGUGGUGCAGCUCUCCAUCCUGGCUUACCUGGUGGGGUGGGUGUUUGUGGUCAAGAAAGGCUACCAGGACACAGACACGUCCCUGCAGAGCUCUGUCAUCACCAAGCUGAAAGGGGUGGCCUUCACCAACACCUCGGAGCUGGGGGAGAGGAUUUGGGAUGUUGCAGACUAUGUCAUCCCUCCCCAGGGUGAAAGUGUCUUCUUUGUCAUGACAAAUCUGAUUGUGACCCCAAACCAGAGACAAGCCACGUGUGCUGAGGUAGGAAGAACUGAGCCCCUUGACCCCCAGACCCCUGCAAAACCGGGGCUAGGAGCUGACAGAGGACACUUCUGGAGCCACAAAGAAAGGAAGGAUGGAAGACAAAGUGCCAGCAUUCCCGAUGCCCUCUGUGACAGGGACACGGACUGCCUGGAAGGGGAAGCAGUGGUGGCUGGCAAUGGGGUUAAGACUGGCCGUUGUUUGAAAGACAGGGGCAGCAUCAGAGGGACUUGUGAGAUACUGGCCUGGUGCCCAGUGGAGAAAAGAUCCAAGCCCAAGAAGCCACUUCUGGGCAGUGCAGAAAACUUCACUGUUUACAUCAAGAACUCCAUUCGCUUCCCCAAGUUUAAGUUCUCCAAGAUGAACGUGCUGGCCACUGACAACGAGUCCUACCUGAAGAGCUGCCGGUACAGCCAGGAGCAUCCCUACUGCCCCAUCUUCGUGCUGGGCAACAUCGUCCGCUGGGCUGGGGGCGACUUCCAGGAAAUGGCCUUGCAGGGUGGUGUGAUAGGAAUUCAGAUUGAAUGGAACUGUGAUCUUGAUAAAGCCCCUUCUGAAUGUAAUCCUCACUAUUCUUUUAGCCGGCUGGAUAACAAGUCUGCAGAAACCUCCAUCUCUUCUGGGUACAACUUCAGGUUUGCCAAGUAUUACCGGGAUGCUGAGGGGGUCGACUACCGGACGCUCAUUAAAGCCUACGGAAUCCGCUUCGAUGUGAUGGUGAAUGGCAAGGCGGGGAAAUUUAACAUCAUUCCCACCAUUAUCAAUAUCAGCUCGGGGCUGGCACUCAUGGGAGCUGGAGCUUUCUUUUGUGACCUGGUGCUGAUAUACCUGAUCAAGAAGAGUAACUUUUAUCGAGGCAAAAAGUACGAGGAAGUCAAGUCCAACUCCAGGAAGUCCCUGUCGAGCCCUACGCUGAACGGGAAUCAGAGCCCGGAGCAGCUCGAUGGGCUCUAGGCACAGCAGAGGCUCUGCCAGCUCCAGGAAACCCACACAGGUGUGGCACCACACCAGCACUGGGAGGUGGACAUAGCCCAGAUCAGGCCUGCUAUGAUCAGGAUUCCCAGAGGAAAAAGCCUUCUCUAAAGACUGCCUUUCUUCCCUGAGAUUUCUUUGGGAUCCUGAGCUUGCAACACGUGUCGUCACUAUGGAUUUAUAAAAGGAUUUUUAUAAAAGGACAAAGAAGGCACCAAAUGAAUGUUUUUAUAUCCACUGGUAGAUAUAUCUGUACUUAUGCCAAUAGCCAGCAUUGUCCUGUGGCUGUGCUUUGCUUCCAUGUGGAGAAAAGCUGUGAUGGGAGCACUUUGGGAAGGGCUGAAGCUGAAACC
This is a messenger RNA of Melospiza georgiana, 1924 nucleotides long. RefSeq names its product purinergic receptor P2X 5 (gene P2RX5). Gene Ontology annotation, cellular component: nuclear inner membrane; plasma membrane. Bases 240 to 1553 code for a protein of 437 amino acids. The record is from RefSeq and is a predicted model, not a curated record. Gene Ontology annotation, molecular function: extracellularly ATP-gated monoatomic cation channel activity; ATP binding; purinergic nucleotide receptor activity. The transcript has 12 exons. Gene Ontology annotation, biological process: monoatomic cation transmembrane transport; response to ATP. Lineage: Eukaryota; Metazoa; Chordata; Aves; Passeriformes; Passerellidae.